AUGGCGAGGUUCGGCGCCGGUAGGAUGCGGGCGUGCGGGCCGUGGGGCGAGGGCGGCAGCGGCGCCGUCGGGGACGCGCUGGAGAGGGAGAUGUCGCGCGAUGGCAGCCACUACAGCCUCUCCAGCGGCAUCCUGCCAUCGCUCGGCGCGCGGAGCAACCGCCGUGUCAAGCUCCGCCGCUUCAUCAUCUCCCCCUACGACCGCCGUUACAGAUUAUGGGAGACUUUCCUCAUAGUUCUUGUAGUCUACUCUGCGUGGGUCUCCCCAUUCGAAUUUGGCUUCAUUCGGGUUCCUAAAGGAGGCCUAGCUGCCACGGACAAUGCCGUGAAUGCAAUCUUCGCAAUUGACAUCAUGCUGACCUUCUUUGUAGCCUACCUGGACAGACUAACAUAUUUGCUUGAAGAUGAUCCAAAGAAAAUUGCUUGGCGUUAUACUACCAGCUGGUUUGUUCUUGAUGUUGCAUCCACCAUCCCAUCAGAAUUUGCUCGCAAGAUACUUCCUUCAAAGCUCAGGUCUUAUGGAUUCUUCAACAUGCUUCGUCUAUGGCGUCUCCGGAGAGUCAGCUCCCUAUUUUAAAGAUUGGAGAAGGAUAGACACUUCAAUUACUUCUGGGUCCGAUGUGCAAAGCUCAUUUGUGUCACACUUUUUGCCGUGCACUGUGCAGCAUGCUUCUACUAUCUUCUUGCUGAUAGGUAUCCAAUCCCAAAGGAAACGUGGAUUGGCAAUAGUAUGGAAGAUUUUCAUCAACAGGGCUUGUGGAUUCGCUAUGUAACAUCAGUAUAUUGGUCAAUCACCACACUUACCACUGUGGGUUACGGGGAUUAUCAUGCAGAAAACAUAAGGGAAAUGAUUUUCAACAUUUUCUACAUGUUCUUCAACCUUGGAUUGACUGCUUAUUUGAUUGGCAACAUGACCAAUUUGGUUGUCCAUGGCACUAGCCGUACUCGAAAAUAUCGGGAUACAAUUCAAGCAGCAACCAGCUUUGCACUUAGGAAUCAGCUACCACCACGGUUACAAGAUCAGAUGAUAUCACACCUUAGCUUAAAGUUCAGGACAGACUCGGAAGGCCUUCAGCAACAAGAGACUCUCGAUGCGCUGCCUAAGGCUAUUAGAUCCAGCAUUUCGCACUAUCUCUUUCUCCAUCUAGUUCAAAACAUUUACUUAUUUCAAGGAGUAUCUAAUGAUCUAAUUUUUCAACUGGUUUCAGAGAUGAAAGCUGAAUACUUUCCACCUAGGGAGGAUGUGAUUUUGCAGAAUGAAGCACCCACUGACUUCUACAUUUUAGUUUCUGGUAGUGUGGAGUUACUUGAGCUACAAAAUGGUGCGGAACAUGGUGCAGAACAGGUGGUGGGAGUUGCUAAGUCCGGAGAUGUUGUUGGAGAAAUUGGGGUUCUUUGCUAUAGGCCUCAAAUAUUCACAGUUCGGACGAGAUCCUUGUGUCAGCUUCUACGCAUGAACCGGACAUCCUUUCUCAGCAUUGUUCAAUCCAAUGUUGGAGAUGGAACUAUCAUAAUGAACAACCUUAUUCAGUUACUAAAAGAUAAGAAAGACGACGGCGUAAUGGUAGGUGUGCUAAAGGAGAUCGAGAACAUGCUAGCUCGAGGUCGUCUGGAGUUGCCAAUUACACUGUGCUUUGCAGUAACUAGAGGAGACGAAAAUUUGCUGCAUCAACUACUUAAACGUAAUUUGGAUCCAAACGAGUCAGAUCAAGAUGGGCGUACAGCACUGCACAUAUCUGCUUCCAUGGGAAAUGAGCAGUGUGUCAAGCUUCUGUUAGAGUUUGGAGCUGAUCCAAAUGCCAGGGAUUCAGAAGGAAAGGUUCCGCUAUGGGAGGCUUUGUAUGCAAAGCAUGAUACAGUUGUGCAACAGUUAGUCAAUGGCGGUGCAGAUCUGUCAUUGGGGGAUACAGGCUUAUAUUGUUGCAUUGCAAUUGAGCAAAACAAUAUAGAACUGCUCGAGGAAAUACUCAAUCGCAUCCAUGAUGCAAACAGGCCAUCCAAAGAUGGAAACAUUCCGCUGCACCGUGCUGUCUGUGACGGAAAUGUUGAGAUGGUUAAGUUGUUGCUGAAACACAGGGCCGACAUUGACAAGCAGGAGAGCAGCGGCUGGACCCCAAGAGCUCUAGCUGAGCAACAAGGCCAUGAAGAAAUACAACAAUUAUUUAAACAACAGCCAGCUCCAAGGAAGUUCAACUCAAAUGGCAGGGUUGCACCUAUGCUUCUAGGCAGGUUCAGCAGUGAUCCGUCGAUGCAGAACGUGAUCCGCGACGACACUGAGCCACCCAGCAAAGUUCUUACACAGAAACUAGGCAGGAGGAAAGUCAGCUUUCAUAACUCCCUACUCGGGGUCAUCUCUUCACCUCAUCCACACCGAGACACUGACCAUCUACUGUCAAGAGGUCUUGCAGCAACAGGUGGCCCGAGUUAUCGUCAGGACCAUCAUAAGCCACUCAUCAGGGUGAUAAUCAGCUGUCCGGAGAUGGGCAACACUGCUGGGAAGCUUGUUGUCUUACCGCGGACGAUGCAGGACCUUCUUCAACUAGGCAGAAAGAAGUUCGACGUGAUGCCUACUAAGGUCCUGACAUUCGAGGGUGCUGAGGUGGACGAGAUUGAGCUCAUUCGAGAUGGUGAUCGUCUUAUUCUUGCCAGCGACAACUGGGUGCCAGAUGUCACGCAAACAAGAUAAAAAAAUAGUGAUAGAAUUGUGGUUUACUAUAAUUUGGGUAAAGGGGGAAAUGUUGAACUACCCUUGUAACAAAAGCCAAUGAUGAAAGAGUAGCUGGAAAUCACCAAUAGCUGCUCCACCAUGAAAAAUAUGGUGAACUUGGGUUAUGUCCACACGGAGUGAAGUGUAUAAUCAUUUCCAAGUGGUAGGGCGGCAUACCUUGAGUAGAAUUUUUUGUCUGCCGGGAAUGCAGAAAUUGUAUAGGUUCCUCUUUCGUUGGAAAAGAUGUCCAAAGGUUAUCUAGCUAUUAUUAUUAUGCAUCUCAGCAUCCUUUACUUC
This is a messenger RNA of Lolium rigidum, 3003 nucleotides long. Its product is annotated as potassium channel AKT1-like. Gene Ontology annotation, molecular function: voltage-gated potassium channel activity; protein binding. NCBI's taxonomy places the organism in Eukaryota, Viridiplantae, Streptophyta, Magnoliopsida, Poales, Poaceae. Gene Ontology annotation, biological process: potassium ion transport; transmembrane transport. The record is from RefSeq and is a predicted model, not a curated record. The transcript has 11 exons. Gene Ontology annotation, cellular component: membrane.